AUGGACCUUGAAGAAUAUAUCAAUUACCCAGAAGAGAAAAAAACAAAUGAAGUAUUGAAUGACAAAGAAAUUUUGGCCCUUGUUACCAACCUGAAACCUGAAAAAAGUAAUGAUGAAGAGGAUAAGAAUAAAAGUGAUAAAGAAGAGGAUGAUAGUGCAGAAAUACACCAAAUUACUCACCACGAAGCCUUAAGUGCUGUAGAAGUGCUUGAACACUAUCUUAUGCAACAAGAUGUUAGUAAGGCAGCCCGGUCAAAUCAUGAUCAAGCUUUGUCAAAUCUGCAAAAAGAAAUAAGGAAACUUCGAAAUUCAUCUUUCAAGCAAGUGAAUAUUAAAGCCUUUUUUGAAUUGGCUGAUUAA
This is a messenger RNA of Racocetra fulgida, 360 nucleotides long. The record is from the annotation of a GenBank genome assembly. NCBI's taxonomy places the organism in Eukaryota, Fungi, Glomeromycota, Glomeromycetes, Diversisporales, Gigasporaceae.